AUGGUACUGGAAGAAGCGAAGUUUCGCUUCUCCCUACUUGAGGCCCUUGGAGUCUUGCUGACCUGCCUUGAGCUCCAAGCUCGGCCUGUGGACGACAUUCCAACCUGGCUGCAAUUUGGCCAUUUUGCGUGUUGGGCAGCAUCACCCUUCGGUUAUGAAGGUUGCUGUGGCUGGGAAUUUGGGCCGGGAGGCAAUCCUGAAUGUUGGGUUGCGUAUCCACUGAAUUAUGAAAACUGCUGUUUGGAGCGUUGGCGGCUCUGUGACAUAUCUACCAUGAUGGAGCUGCAUGAAGACAGGGUGGACGUUUUCUCUACUUUCGCUGGGCUCUUUUUCACUGCUUGUGGGAAAGCGCAGGCCUACCUGAAUGCAGUUCGAGGCGCUACUGAGCAAUUGGUGUGGCAGGGUCCAGAAGAUGCAGAUGUCGAAAAAAUCAGGGCUCUGGCCAUGGAUUUGGUGCAAGGCCUCCCAGUUCACAGCAUGGAGCGUGUGGCUGUGCCUUCUAGCAACCAGUCUGUUUGGAAGGGUGCCCGUAAUUUCUUGAUUCUAUUGGAGGAAUGGGCUCCUGCCGAACUUGCUGACGUGCUGGAGAUGCUGUCCAGACAACCCUCAUCUUCGGCUUUGAACACAGUCCUGUCAGACCUUCUGGAAGAUACAUUUGAGCGGGUCGCACAAUUUCGAGACGCUCUUCUCAAUGCCCUAUAUGCUGAUGAACUUCAAGUUUUCUUUGAGGGCUGCGGAGAUGUUUGCGAUACAAAAGCUUCUUUGAGCGGCAGAAACAUGAAGCAUGUUGACUGCGACGUUAUGCUUGCGAGUGCUGCACUUCAGACUCACUCGGUCCCACGCGCCCCGCCUCCUAGCAUUCCGCCAAUCCUGCGGCAGCACUUCACGAUGAAUGACCAAGUACCCGUCCUGUCACACUCAGCCAUUCGACAGGCUCUGGGCUUCUCCGGUGGCCAACUGCCUCAGAAACAGCAUGCAGAGCCUGAAUGGCUUUGGAAUGCUGAGGCGAUCGCGACGUUAAUUGAACGAGCCAAGAACUCGACACUUUCUCCUGGACCAACAUCUCUUGAGCGAGUGAAUGCCCUUGCUGAAGUCCUGGGCAGCUUGCCGAGCUCUGUAGAGGGCCAAAGCUGGGCGGUGUGGGGUGAUUGCAAGCACUUCGAAUGGUGGAGCCCUUGGAUGGAGGCACUUCUGUUGUCGUUUGGUGCCAAGACCGUGGCAUCCAUAGUGCCAAGCCCGGACAGAUAUCGGGCUCCAUCUCUGCACGAAGGGCUCAGACCAAUCUCAGUGCAACAAGCUUCAAGGGAUGCUCCCUUCGAUGGCUUCGUGCUCCUGGGGCUGGCAACCAUUGGCACAGGCCGCCACGGAGACCGUUUGAAUCCCUUUGCAGACCUCCAGCAGGCAGCAGCAGCUUGGUGCAUGCUCCGCCCUGGCGGACUUGUGCUGGCGCCGCCCAUGGCUGAGUUCGACCUUCUUCGCUGGCCGGCAGGUCGUGCUCAUGGCCCACUCCGCUGGCCACACCUUACUGCAAACUUUCAGCUGCUUUACAUGAACUCCGUCAUUGCGGUGCUAAGCAAGCCGUUCGGACCUGAAGACGCCACGCCCACAAGCAGGAGGAGCUUCCUGAUGUAUGCGCUGGUGCGAUCCAGACUGACAGAAGAUGGACUCCUAGUUUCAGAUGUGGAGGAAAGGACAUCCUUCAUUGGCAUGGGUGCCGGCAUCGGUGCCGCAGCAGGCGGUAUGGGUGCCUUCAUGUUGUGCGCGUCUAAAUGUCCAGGUGGCAUUGGAGGCUCUUUGGGCGGUAUGCUGGGCGCCAUGAACCCCAUGAACUUGAUGCCCUUUGGCUCUGAGAAGGAGGAGAAGGAUGCCGAUGACCAAAAGGAUCCUGAGGUUAAGAUGCAGAAGCAGCUGAGCUACAUCGAGAAGGAGAUCUGUAACAUGAAUUGCAAAAUGGCUGGUUUGAUGGGCGCUGCUGCUGGUGGGGCUGCUGGCCAUGUCGUCGAGAAGAAGCUGAAAGAGAAGUCAGAGGCAGAAGCUGCUGCAGACCAAGCAGAAGCAGCACCACCUCCUCCACCACCAGCUCCCGCAAAGGGAGGUGGAAAAGGAUAUGGUGGAGGAGGCUACGGCUAUCCCCCGCCGCCACCUCCAGGCUACUACCGACACCCACCUCCUCCAUACCGCCGCCCUCCUCCGUAUUACCACG
Messenger RNA from Symbiodinium pilosum, 2203 nucleotides. The record is from the annotation of a GenBank genome assembly. Lineage: Eukaryota; Dinophyceae; Suessiales; Symbiodiniaceae.